Anguilla rostrata (American eel) is the source of this 3730-nucleotide messenger RNA. It is a transcript of the gene stard15, whose product is annotated as StAR-related lipid transfer (START) domain containing 15. Gene Ontology annotation, molecular function: lipid binding. NCBI's taxonomy places the organism in Eukaryota, Metazoa, Chordata, Actinopteri, Anguilliformes, Anguillidae. The record is from RefSeq and is a predicted model, not a curated record. The transcript has 6 exons. The coding region runs from base 705 to 1493 and encodes 262 amino acids.
AUGAGGGGGAGUCUAAAGACGCAUGGGGAAAUCUGAGAGGCGUUCUCAUAUUCCAUUCAAUCACAAUAGAAGCCAAACAAAAUAACCAAAGAAAGGAAAUCUACUGCAAGAGGCCUAACAUGACACCCGAUCUGUGCCCAUCAUUCAGUCUGACUGAAUGCGAGGUCGUGUAGUCUACCCCACCUGGGCAACCGGGAUAUCAGUAAUGUGACGCCUUACCUAUAUAUUGCUUUCAAGUCUAUGUGGCGAGUGACAGAGGAAAGCGCACCGACUGAAUGCUGAAAGUCACUACUACAUUAUUUGUGCACCUACAUGGAUAACUGUCAUCAGUAAUAACAACAAAAAUAUCAACAUUAAGAAAAGUUGUCGACGUAAAUAGCUCGUCUCAAGAAGACCAAAAGGGGCGCAUAACACAGCUUGGAUACAACACACAACUUGGAUACAAUUUAAACUGCCCUUUCCACGGUUUUCUUUUUUGACUUGAAGACCUGGUCCAAUUGACUGAAAGCAGUUUUUGUUUCUGCAUAAGCACCGAAACCUACAUCCCUUGAGUGACUGAAAGUAGGGGAUAGCUCCUGGAAGACCAGAUACAGAAGCAAGAAAUAAACCAGAAGAUUGAGACUGCCUUCUGCCAUUCGUUAAGGCAAUCACUCCCCGACAGAUCCGACUGAACUGCCGCAAGCGGCGCCGCGCGUCAGAAGAACAUGCCGGUCCAGAUUCCGGACGAUACCGAUUUCACCUCCUUCAAAGAACAGUGCGAAAGCCAGGACGGAUGGACAGCCAGAUACAACAAGGGAGGGGUGACGGUGUGGUGCAGAGAAGAAGAGUCUAAGACUGUGCAGAAACUGAAGAUGAGGAUAGUGUGUAAGGAUGUGACGGCAGAGACACUGUACGAUGUCCUCCAUGACACAAGCUACAGGAAGAAGUGGGACAGCAACAUGAUUGACACCUUCGACAUCGGGAGGCUGACAGUGAAUGCAGAUGUGGGCUAUUAUUCCUGGAAGUGUCCAAGCCCACUGAAGAACAGAGACUUUAUCACCAUGCGGUCCUGGCUCCCUCUGGGAAAUGACUAUUUGAUCAUCAAUUACUCUGUCAAACACCCGCAAUACCCUCCAAAAAAAGACUAUGUGAGAGCUGUAUCUCUGCUGACUGGCUACCUGAUUCAAUCCACUGGCACAAACUGUUGUACUCUCUACUACCUGACUCAGGUGGACCCAAAAGGUUCCUUACCCAAGUGGGUGGUCAAUAGAGUCUCUCAGUUUGUGGCCCCAAAGGCCAUGAGGAAGAUCUACAAAGCCUGCCAGAAGUACCCAGAGUGGAAGCGCAAGCACAACCCCAACCUGAAGCCGUGGAUGUACCCUGAGCAGAACACCCUGCCCUGCAUCAACAUAGCCGACCUGACCCUGCAGAGGGCUGACUCGCUGGAGAACAUUGACGAGAGCAGCCUGAGCGAGGAGAAGUCGCACAACAACAGUGAAGAGGAGGAAACCUAAUCUUCCUCUGGGGAAACCCCACCCAUGGAGGAGGCAGUAGAGGGAGAACAGGAUUUAUUGACUGUAUGUGUAUAUAAGCUUGUGUGUGUGUGUGUGUGUGUGCGUGUGUGUGCACAUGCAUAUUUUAUUUGGCGUGAUGCAAUAUGGAUUUGUAUCGCAACCUCUGGUCUUUGUGGCGAUCUUUGGAUUUUGGACUGAAUUUACAUAGGACAUUUUGAAAAGCCUCCAAAGAUCCAUAUCAGGGACAUAAAAACACAAUUUUGACCCACCCCAGUUUCUGUAUUCCAGCUAGAUUCUGGUGAAUGGCAAUGUGAAAUAUCAAAAAUGUGGGAACAGUUAAAUGGUUUUUACCUUGAGCCAAAAACUAAUUUAGGAAUAUCUGCUAAUUGGACUGCAAUCUUACUGAGAAAAUUCUGCUGUGCAUCCAAAUUUUGGUUCUCUAGAAUGACUGCAACCUUAUAGGCAACCCAAAAACCUUGGAGCUUUUGGCACUGAGGGGAGCCUUGUUGCUGUGUGAUUUGUGCUGCUUCAUCUCCAAGGCAAACUCCCUCAAGCUAGAAUGGUGUUUUGAGCAGCCCCUCUUGGGAGAAACUCAGCAUGUGGUAAUGCUUGCUACUGGGCAGUGGAAUUUGCCUGACCCCGCCCUCCCCCACCAAUGCAGGAAUCUGGUCACCAAGGCAGUUGUUUUAAGUGAGCUCCACAGAAAAUGGAACCACAAGUGUCACAGUGCAGUAACUUCUUGGAGACAAUAAUAGUGGGUAGCUGUGAAAAGACUUCAAAAUAAUGUCAUGAUAAAGUCAGAUAAUGAGAUGGGUUCAUCUUGGAGUCAUCCACAAGUCCUUCAUACCACUCUUCCUGUCUAUAUUUGCGUGAUUUCACAUCAGAAGCAUGUUACCAAUUAAUUUAUAGAUUGUAAGGUGUAAGGGGAAGUUAAAUGAAAUACAAUUCUGAAUAUCUCACAUUAUUUAUGAGGCAUAUCAUCAUAUAUGCAUUGUCCUACCCAUUUUGAUGAAAUGAGUACCUUGUAGAGGUGUGCACAGGUAAAGUGAAUUCAUGGUAGUAAUCAAAUGCCACACUUAGUCACAACUGGUCACCAUCCAGAUAAUUGCAGUAAAAUGUAACAAACCAGUCAGGUGUCUCAAGACGUACUGGUUAGUCACAUGGUAACAUUCUAAUACCUGACAUUUUUGUAUCUGUUUGAUUGUACUGCAGUAACCACAGCUCUCGUACUGUGUCUUGAGUUUAUUAAACUCUAAAAUAUAAGUAUAGAGAGGCCUAUUAGGCAUCUCCAGCCUCAUUAGUGUCAGCCUGAUAGGCAUUUAUUGAUGUGCUUUUUUUUUCUUUUACAAGGCCAUGCUUGGAAUCUCCAAAACACAAGCAAUAGACCAGACAUUCUAAAGAAGUUAAGUCAAAAAAAUCAGUGCAAUCAUAUUUAUUUUCAUAGCUGACAAUAGUAGACUGUAUUUUAUAAAACUAGGAAAUGUAAUUCAAAAUAGAAUAGUAUUGACAAAAUAAAUCUAUUUUGUGCAUGCAGAUUUGAGGAAAGGGGCAAGUUAUCUCUUAUCUUUGUCAGUCUUAAUAUUUUACUAAUAGUUUUGAAUUAAGCAUGCUUCAACCUAUUGAUGCAAUUUGCCUUUAUUUGAUUUGAUUCCUUUAGAGUUUCUAGCUAAUACAGUGAACAGUUAUGACACAACAUUGAAAUGUAACUAUAUAUUUUUGGAGGAUUGUGUUUGACUAAAACAGAAGAAUAUAAACCCCUUCUUCUUCUUUUUUUCUUCUUUGGCUCAGCCUUUGUCAGUGUUUUCAAUGUAAGCCACUUCCUCUUGGAAAUAAGGAGUGAACAUUAUUUACCAGCAAAAUUAUCUGUCAUUUGAUACCUUGGCCAAGUGCAUGAAGUGAAUGUAAAGAUGACCACAACAACAAUCCAUGGAAAUACAGUACAUGCAGUGUGGGAAUAUGAGGUUGUGUAAAGGCCACUGGCUCUGUCUCUCCUGUUUCCAUUGAUACUGUACAAUAUAUGACAGCUGUGAAGUCAAACUCAAAAGGGAAGACAUAGCUUAAACAGUUGCCACAGAAGUUGCAUUAACAGUUGGUUUCACAGCUUGCUGUUUUAGAUGGCACCAUAGUGCUUGGAUAAUCUGAGUGUGCAGAUUCUUACCUUCUUUAAUUGUUUCACUGCAUUUUAUUCUUGAGUUUAUUUUUCCUUUUUUGAAUAAAAGUACAUGUCUGAUUCAUGG